CGUCUCUGUCCCCUUCGCAAUUACCUGUUCCAGCAGAGCUGCUGUGAGCGCGAGCUGGCGAGCACAUGCCACGUUGGAAGAAGAGCCAAAACUGAAGUGAACUGCCUGUGCAAAGCGCGAGAGCGAGCGAGCACGCGAGGAGCGUUUCUUUGGGGGGGUUAAUCCACUUCCAGAAAACUUAACCAAGUGUUUUUAUUCCGACGGAUCUGAGACACUCGCAAGGAUGCACUUGUUGUCCGCCUGCUGCGCGCGUGCCCUCCUCAUCUCCGCGCUCCUGAGCCAAGUGAGCACUUUGCAGACUGUUAUUGGCAUGUAUGGGGAAACACUCGAGAUCCCGUGCAACAAUGGAGCCAUGAAAGCAGAAGAUGUCCUCAUCACUAAAUGGAAAUACGACAAAGGCGAUGGGCUAUCGGGAGACCUGCUGAUCAAGAAGAGCAACAUGAACGUCUCCAUCAGCGCCACUGAAGAAUACAGCAGCCGCGUGAGCAUGGCCUCAAACUCCAGCCUGCUGCUUUCUGCGGCCAGGCUGACUGACCAGCGGACCUUCACCUGCAUGGUGGUGUCCUCUGACAUCGUAGAGUACCCAGUUAAUGUGGUGAUCUACAAGACGCCAACAGGCCUGGAGAUUUCUGACAUAGUGAAGGAUCUAGAAAUUGGCAAACUUACUAAGCUAGGAACAUGUGUUGCACAAGAGGCCAACCCAGCUGCAAACAUCACGUGGUUAAAGAACAAUAAACCUCUGGUGGCCGAUGGCAAAGUCAUCUCCAUCCAAACCUCGGUGCGGGUCGACCCCUCCACUGGCCUCUCAACCACUUCCUCCGUGCUGGAGUACUCGGCCAACAAGGAGGACGUGGACGCCCAGUUCACCUGCAGCACUCAGCACCCCGUGGGUGCAGAGCUGGUGUCCUCGCCUGUGACCUUCACCAUCACCUACUCUACCGAGAACAUCGUGCUUCAGGUCAUUCCUCAGGAACCUCUUAAAGAAGGAGACAAUGUGACUCUGAAGUGUGAGGCAGAUGGUAACCCUCCUCCCACCAGCUUCAACUUCUACCUGAAGGGAGAGGUGGUGAAAGUGGAAUACGCAGAUAUUUACACCAUCACGAAUGUAUCGCGUGACAACACUGGAGAAUACAAAUGCUCCCUCACCGAUAACCCUGCACUGGAGGCGUCUGAGUACAUCACAGUCAACUACCUAGACAUCUAUUUAAGCUUCUCUGGGAAUAUUGUCAGAAAUGCCAGUGAGUCCUUAGAUCUGCGUGUCCAAAUAAAUGCUUCAGGAAAGGCAAAGACCUCCUGGACCAAGGAUAACGUUAAACUGGACAAACAGCCUGAAUUUAAAAAGCUGACAUACUCGGACUCCGGCCACUACGAGUGUGUGGUAACGAUGGGGCCCCUCACUCGAAAAGCUUCUUUCCACCUCGUGGUUGAAGGCGCUCCGGUCAUCACUCAGCUGUCCAAACACCGCACUGACCGCGAUCACAAACUCUUGGUUUGUACGGCCGAAGGGUCCCCAAAGCCAGCUGUUUCCUGGAGCAUCAAUGGCACCUCGAUUGAUGAGAGUCCCUUUGUCAAUGGAAAGAUAACGCACAAGAUCACAGUUGUGCCUACUGCAAACCUCACUGUCACUUGUUCAGUAUCCAAUGAGUUUGGCACAGCUAGCAGAGCUAUAAAUGUAUCAUCCCUAUUUGAGGAGGUGAGAAUGGAUAAACAAGACCAGUCAGACGAUAGUGAUCAGACCAAGUUGGUAGUUGGAGUUGUAGUCGGCCUCCUUGUUGCCACUGUGGUUAUAGGCCUGGUCUAUUGGGUCUACAUGAAGAAAUCCAAGCAAGGCAGCUGGAAGACUGGCGAGAAAGAGGACGGCUCCUCUGAGGAGGAGAAAAAGCUGGAGGAGAAUAGCCAAAAAGCUGAGGUGUAAAGAAAGAGCAACCAUCCUUUGGGAAUGUGAAAGUGAGAAAAUGGAACUUUUGCACAUUUCUCUUCACCUCUUUCUUUGGGGAAAAUCAAUCUGAGUGUACAUUGGAAUGAAGACAGUUUGGAUUUGGUUUCAGGGAGAAUUUUACUAAAAAGCAUAUCCAAACACCCCCCCCCCCCAACUCUCAUCUCCAUUCCUAAAAAAAUACACAUACAUUUAAAAAGGCGACUUAUAUGUGACACAGAUAACUUGUCUGCACUACUGAUACUCGUCAAUUAAUACAAUUCAUGUUUGUUGGAAUUUGGGAAAUUGCAAAAACUGAUUAUUUCAGUUUUGUUAGUUGAUGCAAGUAUUACUUCUAGACCAAUUGCCUUUGCUGUAUAGGCCCGUACUAGUCCAUGUCCAACUCUUUUGGCCCUUGGAGCCACAGCAGGGACCGAGAGACACCAUCACCAUCGCUUCUUAGUUUAACGUCACCGCUGUUACACAACAUCUGCCUUCAAAAUACAUUCAGUUUAUAUGUAUAUUUGUUUUAGUUUGCUCAUUCAGGUGUAGGAAAAUGUUGAACUUGAGAAUGAAAUUCCUGAAAGGGCUAAGAGUAUAUUGGUAUACUCAGCAUUAGUUGUAGGUGGUAAUAUGAUUUACAUGUUGCAUUGCAGGACGUAGGAGAGACUUUCUUUGUUUCUUUUGUUCUCUGACUGUGUGAACUGCCUUGCAAAAGAACCUGGAGAGAAAAUGAGCUCACUUCAUGCCUCUUAGUCUCUUGUUUAUUUCUCAAAAUGUUCUGUACAGUCUACAUAUCCGCUGUAAAACACAAGCAGGUAGAUUAUUGAAAGAAUGCGUUACUCAUAACUAAGUUAAUUCCCUGGUUUCCAACUGUUGUUUUAUAUGAAUUCACUGUUUGAGUUGAUGCUUUUUCCCAGGAAAACAUCCUUGUGCCUGUGGUAAUGAAAGGAUAUUUUAGUUGAGAAGUUGAUUUUUGGCU
Molecule: messenger RNA, 2897 nt
Organism: Betta splendens (Siamese fighting fish)
Lineage: Eukaryota; Metazoa; Chordata; Actinopteri; Anabantiformes; Osphronemidae
Product: CD166 antigen homolog A-like
Exons: 16
Coding region: 224-1915 (563 amino acids)
Biological process (GO): cell adhesion
Cellular component (GO): plasma membrane
Source: RefSeq, a predicted model, not a curated record